This is a messenger RNA of Abrus precatorius (Indian licorice), 1245 nucleotides long. RefSeq names its product WAT1-related protein At5g07050-like. Bases 22 to 1245 code for a protein of 407 amino acids. Gene Ontology annotation, molecular function: transmembrane transporter activity. Gene Ontology annotation, cellular component: plasma membrane. The transcript has 7 exons. Lineage: Eukaryota; Viridiplantae; Streptophyta; Magnoliopsida; Fabales; Fabaceae. The record is from RefSeq and is a predicted model, not a curated record.
CUCCAACUCAUUAUAACAACAAUGGCCACUGAAAAGCUUAGAAAUUGCGCCAACUUCUUUGAGAACUCUAAACACCACUUUGCCAUGAUCGCUUUACAGUUCGGCUAUGCAGGCAUGAACAUUAUCACUAAGGUUUCACUCAACCGAGGCAUGAAUCACUAUGUCCUCGUUGUUUAUCGCCACGCCUUUGCAACUGCUGUCAUAGCUCCAUUCGCCUUCAUCUUUGAAAGGAAAUCUCAGCCAAAGAUAACAUUUCCAAUUUUCAUGCAAAUUUUCGUCCUCGCUCUGCUGGGGCCUGUGAUAGAUCAAAACUUCUACUAUGCUGGGUUGAAAUUAACAUCCCCAACAUACUCAUGUGCAAUGAGCAACGUGCUUCCUGCCAUGACUUUUGUGAUGGCAGUUUUAUGCCGGAUGGAGAAGAUCAACAUGAAGAAGGUGAGAUGCCAAGCGAAAGUGGUGGGAACCUUGGUGACUGUGGCUGGGGCCAUGAUUAUGACCUUAUACAAAGGUCCUAUUGUGGAGAUGGUGUGGACCAAACAUGAAUCUCAUCAUAGGCAAAUCAAUAGUGCAACAAAUACCACAAAAUCUUCAGACAAGGAUUGGUUCAUAGGCUCCAUUUUCCUAAUCCUUGCCGCCCUUGCCUGGGCAGCCCUUUUUGUUUUACAAGCCAAAGCCAUAGAAACGUACAAAAAUCAUCAACUAAGCCUCACAUCAAUAAUCUGCUUCAUAGGCACACUUCAAGCUAUUGCUGUUACCUUUGUUAUGGAACACAAGGCUUCCGUGUGGACAAUUGGCUGGGAUAUGAAUUUACUUGCCGCUGCCUAUGCUGGGAUUGUUACAUCAAGCAUAUCAUACUACGUACAAGGGUUGGUAAUUCAGAAGAAAGGCCCUGUUUUCGCUACUGCAUUCAGCCCUCUGAUGAUGAUCAUUGUCGCCAUCAUGGGUUCCUUUGUCCUAGCAGAGAAUAUUUUUCUUGGAGGUGUGAUUGGUGCCAUCUUGAUUGUAAUAGGCUUAUACUCAGUUCUGUGGGGAAAGCAUAAAGAACAAGUGGAGAACAAAGUGGCAAAGGAUAUACCCUUGCCUUUAAAGGGUGCUCAGGUUGAUCGAAUUAAUCCAGGGGCACUUAUUGAUUCCACUGAUCAAUCAUCUGAAGCAAAAUCUGAUCAGAAUGCAGAAAUCAACAAGCACCCUUCGAUUGUUAUUAGCAUGCCUAUCCCUGAGCCUCCCAUGAAAGCUAACAAUUAA